AUUUCAUCUUUGCCACACUUACUGGUUAUUGCCUCUCAACCUUUCCUUAGAAGAUCUUAUUUUCACUUUGUUUGUUCCACAUUUUCAAGUUGGCUUCAAGUAAAUUCACAGUCUAUAUAUUUUGAUUAAUCAAGUAAAGUUUAUAACUCCAAAUCUAAAGUACUGUCGCUGCAACUUUGCUCUUUAAGUAAAAGCGUUGACUGACUUCAUAAAUUCGAUGUCUUCAUCAUCAUCGUCAUCAACCUUCAAUUUGAAUUCUCAUCAAUGGAUCUACGACGUGUUCAUAAAUUUCAGAGGUGAAGACACCCGCAAGAGCUUGGUUUCUCAUCUGUAUGCUGCUCUAUUGAACGCGGGAAUCAACACUUUUCUUGACGAUGAAAAGCUUAAAAAGGGAUGGGAAGUAAAACCAGAAUUACUGCGAGCAAUACACGGGUCUCAAAUCUGUUUAGUUGUUUUCUCACAACACUACACUCAAUCUAGUUGGUGUCUUGUUGAACUGCUGAAAAUCAUGGAAAACCGCAGAUCUAACAAUCGCCAAGUGGUUAUACCCAUUUUUUACCAUGUUGACCCAUCCGUCGUUCGUCGUCAGGUUGGUGAUUUUGGAAAAGCUUUGGAAGCUAUUACCAAAAGAAUUAACCCACCAAAAGAGAGGCAAGAACUGUUGCGGACGUGGAAGCGUGCUCUCACUCAAGCUGCAAAUAUUUCUGGGUGGGAUUCCAGCACUUUCAGGAGUGAAAGUGAACUGGUGAAUAAAAUUGUUAAGGAAGUUCUGAAAAAGCUUGAAAGCAGCACAUUCUUGCCUUCUCCUGAAAACCCAGUUGGACUACAGUCCCGUGUGGAUCAGGUGAUUCAUUCAAUUAAAAAUCAAUCAAGCAAAGUUUCCAUGGUAGGGAUCUGGGGCAUGGGCGGGUUGGGUAAAACUACCAUAGCCAAAGGUGUCUACAAUAAAAUUCAUCACAAGUUUGUGCAUAGAAGUAACAUUGAGAAUAUUAGACAAACUUGCGAAUCAGAUAAAGGGUAUAUUCGUUUACAAAAACAACUUCUUUCAGAUCUCUUCAAAACAGAGGAAACAAUACACAACAUUACAACAGGGACAGCUAUAAUCAACAAAAGAAUCUCUGCAAAGAAAGUGCUCAUUUUACUUGAUGAUGUGACCAAAGUACAGCAGGUAAAAGCCCUAUGUGGAAAUUAUAAAUGUUUAGGUUUUGGCAGUGUGAUAAUUAUUACAACCAGGGAUGCGCACAUACUUAAGUUACUUGAAGCUCGCCCUGUCUGUACAGCAAAAGAAAUGGACGAAGAUGAGUCCCUUGAGCUUUUCAGUUGGCAUGCUUUUAAAAAUGCGACUCCAAGAGCCAAUUUCAGUGAACUCUCAAAAAAUGUAGUUAAUUACUGUGGAGGGUUGCCCCUAGCUCUUGAAAUUCUCGGAUCUCACUUAUUUGAAAGGACAAAGGAAGAAUGGAAAAGUGUGCUAUCAAAAUUAGAAAAAAUUCCCCAUGAAGAAGUGCAAGAGAAACUGAGAAUAAGCUAUGAUGGUUUGACAGAAGACACGAAAAAGGCUAUAUUUCUUGAUGUAUGUUGUUUCUUUAUCGGCAAGGACAAAGACUAUGUUACCGAGAUACUAAAUGGUUGUGGACUUUUUGCUGAUAUUGGAAUAGCUGUCCUCAUAGAGAGGAGCCUUCUAAAAGUCGAAAAGAAUAACAAGCUUGGAAUGCAUGAUUUAAUAAGAGACAUGGGAAGAGAAAUAGUUCGCGGAAGUUCAAUAAAAGAUCCAGGGGAGCGUAGUCGGUUGUGGUUUCACGAAGAUGCACAUGAUGUUUUGACAAAUAAUACGGGAACACAAAAAGUUGAGGGAUUGAUUUUGAACUUGCAAAUAAAAGGCAAAGAUAGCUUCAGUACCAAUGUUUUCCAACAGAUGCAGAACAUGAGACUUUUGCAACUUGAUUGUGUUGACCUCACUGGAGAAUUUGCACAUCUUUCCAAACAGCUGAGAUGGGUCAAUUGGCAACGAUCUACCUUCAGCUGUAUACCAAAUGACUUUCAUCAAGGAAAUCUAGUUGUUUUAGAAUUAAAAUUUAGCAAUGUUAAACAAGUUUGGAAGGAAACCAAGUUGUUGGACAAGCUAAAAAUACUCAAUCUCAGUCAUUCCAAGUACUUGAAAAGCACCCCUGACUUUUCAAAAUUACCGAAUCUAGAAAAGCUCAUUAUGAAGGAUUGUCCAAGUUUGUCCGAGGUACACCCGUCCAUAGGAGUGCUCAAGAAUAUUCUUCUGAUUAAUUUGAAGGAUUGUACAAGUCUUGGCAAUCUACCAAGGGAGAUCUAUCAGCUGAUAUCUGUGAAAACUCUUAUCCUUUUUGGUUGUUCAAAGAUCGACAAAUUGGAAGAAGAUAUAGUGCAAAUGAAAUCUUUGACGACUUUAGUUGCAGCAAAUACUGGCAUCAAACAAGCACCCUUUUCCAUAUUUAGAUCAAAAAGCAUUGUGUAUAUAUCCCUAUGCGGAUAUGAAGGAUUAUCACGUGAUGUUUUUCCUUCCCUUAUUUGGUCUUGGAUGUCACCAACAAUGAAUUCAUUGCCACAUAUUCCCCACACUGCUUUGGAUGUAGAGAGUAAUAGUUUGGUUGUGGGUUAUCAAUCAUCAAUGCGCCGUAGUUGUUCAGAACAUAGAAGUGUUAGGAUAGAAUGCCAAUCGGUGAUUCAACUCAUUCAAAAUUUCAAAAAUUUUUUUGAUGGUCUCUAUGGUGCAAAUUUUACUGAAUCAGAAUCAUUACUUGCAUCACAAAUCUCGGAUCUUUCCUUGAAAUCUCUUUUGAUUACAAUGGGAAGUUGCCACAUAGUUGUCAAUGCUCUUGGCAAUAGCUUAUCACAGGGAUUAACAACCAAUGAUUCUUUCCUUCCGGGUGACAAUUACCCCUCUUGGUUAGCCUAUACAGGUGAAGGACCAUUCGUACGAUUUGAAGUGCCCGAGGACUGUGAUGGUUGCUUGAAGGGAAUAACUUUAUAUGUUGUUUAUUCAUCCACACCUGAAAACAUGGAAACUGAAUGUCUCACCAGUGUUUUGAUAAUUAAUUACACAAAAUUCACACUCCAUAUAUACAAGCAAGAAACAGUAAUGUCCUUUAACAAUGAAGAUUGGCAGAGUGUAAUAUCAAAUUUAGCAGUUGGGGACAAUGUGGGGAUUUUUGUAGCUUUUGGGCAUGGAUUGACCGUUAAGAAGACAGUUGUCUAUCUAAUAUAUGGCCAAUCAAGUUCUAUGCAAAUUGAGCCAUCAAUUAGUGUGGAAGUUAAAGCAUCUAGUCAAGUACAAAUGGAGCCAUUACCUGAACUGGAAGUGCAACCAUCAUCUAAUGUGAAAAAGGAGGCAUCGCCUGAAGAUAAAGUGCAGCCAUCAUUUGAUGUGAAGAUGGAUCCGUUAUCUCAACUGGAAGUGCAACCAUUAUCUAAUGUGAAAAGGGAUCCAUCACUUGAAGAUGAAGUGCAACCAUCCCCUAGCAUGAAGACGGAUCCAUUGCCUGGACUGGAAAUGCAACCAUCGUCUAAUGUGAAAAGGGAUCCAUCGCCUAUCAUCAAGAAUGACCCACUACGAAAGAGAAAUAACAAAAUAUUUGUAAGAUUUUCAAAGAAAGUGGGAGAAUGUUUAUGCUUGAAUCAGAAUAGAGGUCUCGACAAUUUUUAAUUGCGCAUACCUUUGUCCUAAUUAAGGAUUCCUUUGUAUGUGUCUUGCAAUAUUUUUCUGGGUAGGAGAAAUCCAUAUCAAUCUACUGCUUGUUACUGAAUUGAUCCCUGGUCAUAAGUAAUGGUUGUUCUGUCUUAGCCGGGUCAAUUGUAGUUGCAAUGGUGUCGAAAAGUUGAUUUGUUAAUGUGGUGGCGUUUAUGGACUCCUUUUGUAUUGAUUUAAGAACGGUACCUUUUGUAACAUUUUUCAUGUUCCAUUUGCAUUUAUUUUAUACUAUGGCUCAAUUUUAUUGCAGAA
Messenger RNA from Medicago truncatula (barrel medic), 3967 nucleotides. RefSeq names its product disease resistance protein RUN1. The transcript has 6 exons. Gene Ontology annotation, molecular function: ADP binding. The coding region runs from base 218 to 3670 and encodes 1150 amino acids. The record is from RefSeq and is a predicted model, not a curated record. Gene Ontology annotation, biological process: signal transduction; defense response. NCBI's taxonomy places the organism in Eukaryota, Viridiplantae, Streptophyta, Magnoliopsida, Fabales, Fabaceae.